AUGCAAAACUAUGAAAUAGGAAUUCCGAUUAUAAUUGAAGCAAGUAUUGGAUUGGCUUCUUCUUUAUUCUUCAUACUCGACAUUUCGAUUCAUUAUACGAUGAAGCUAUAUCAAUUGGAAUUGGGGAUCUUAUAUACUAAUUUGAUGUAAUCUAUAAUCACCAUACUAUUAAUUCUUGACUUUAGCAAUUAAAUGUGUGUUUGGACAUUGUUUUUAGAAUAAUGUUUGACUCUUUCAAGUUUUCUAUGGACCAUCUUGAUUUUAUAAAAAAGUUGUUUACUCACUAGAUACCCAAUUUAGACGGCUUUGGAAUAUCUAAAGACUAAUUAAUUUGCACUCUAAGCUAUAAUUGCAUUUGGAUUGCCAAUAAUCGCAUCAUCAUUAAUUUUUGUUAAAGUAAAUAUAUGUCAACUUGAUACACUCACUCAAGUUUCAACUAAAUUAUUCUGGGCAAUAUAAUCGAUUUUAACAAUAAUAUUCAUUGGAAUAAUCACCUAUCAUAUCAUAAGAGUUCACUUGAAUUGUAAACUUGUAAAGAAUAUAGAAUAAAUUUAGGCCAAAUUAUACUUAGAGAUUUUAUACUGCCCAAUAAUAUUAAUCUUUUCAUUACCAUGGAUUGUGUAUACAAUUUUCAAUUUUGAAUUAGAUGAUUCAGAGGAUGUGAAAAUACUUCAAGGUAAUUGUAAAAAAUCUAAGCUAAAGGUUUAUUUCUUCUAAAAAACUCACAAAUAAUUUUCAGUACUUUUCUUUUUGGAUAAAAUUCAACCUUUUAAGUGGCUUUCCUUGAGAAUGCCUGCCCAAUAUUAAGAAAAACCUAUUUGGCAAAAUUUGAUUUAAAAAAUAAAAACAACAAUUCAUAGACUUUAAACAUCGAAAUUUGUAAUACUUUAUGCUCACAAUUAUUAAUAAAAUGAUUAUAGAUUUAUAAUUUAUUAAAUAAAAUAACUAAUGGGGUUUUUUUAUAGCUUAUUAUCAUUAUUUGGUAAUAUUGUCAUUGUUGCAUUAAUGUUGACAAUUGGAAUCUUGGCGUUACUCUACUUCCAACAAAACUCAUUAAUUUAUUUACCAGCAUUUUAAGGAUCAUCACAAAGUCCUAGUUAAAAUAUGAAUGGACUCAGAAAUCCUUCUGAGAGAAAUUUAUAAUAUGAAGAUGUAGAGAUUGGAACACAAGAUAGAUAAAAAUUAAAAGGAUGGUUCAUUAAAUAGAAUGACAGUUCAAAUGCACCUACCGUGAUAUUUUUUCAUGAAAAUGCUGGAAAUAUCGGAGCUAGAUUACAAUUUUUAGAGCUAUAUUUUGCCAACGUCAAAUGCAAUAUCUUGAUCAUUGCAUAUAGAGGAUAUUCAGAUAGUACAGGAAAGCCCUCGGAAUAAGGUCUUUAAAUAGAUGGAGAGGCUAUUGUUAAUUAUUUAUUUCAUAGAAAUGAUAUUGAUCACUCAAAAAUAUUUGUGCAUGGUAAAUCUUUAGGUGGAGCUGUUGCCUGUCAUGCUAUGAUUUAAAAUAUUGCAAAAGGCAUCAGAGGUGUAAUAUUAGAAAAUACUUUUACAUCAAUAGAUGAUAUGGUUGAUGUCAUCUUUCCUAAAUUGAAGUUUUUCAAAUCAUUUCUUCUUUAAAAUCGUUGGUUGUCAAUUUAAAAAGUUGGUCAGAUUACAUAACCAAUACUGUUUAUUUAUUCAAUGUAAGAUGAAGUAGUACCAGCGCAACAUAUGGCAUCAUUACAAAAUGCAGCCUAAAGAGCCAAAUUUAUUGAAAAGUUUGUGAUCGAAGAUGGUGAUCAUAAUAAUAAUUGGUUUAGAGAACCAGAAAAGUACUUUAAUUCAAUUUCAAGUUUCAUCAAUAAAGCAAUUACAUCAUGA
Molecule: messenger RNA, 1854 nt
Organism: Paramecium tetraurelia
Lineage: Eukaryota; Ciliophora; Oligohymenophorea; Peniculida; Parameciidae
Exons: 8
Cellular component (GO): membrane
Molecular function (GO): palmitoyl-(protein) hydrolase activity
Source: RefSeq, a predicted model, not a curated record